AUGGCACCCCCCUCGCCUCGACGAUCUUCACGAGCCCGAGGCAAUACCGUCUCUCAAUCUCAACAAUCCUCGACCACCUCGAGUCUUUCUAGCCGCGGCGAAAGAAACACAAGAUCUCUCAACAAGACUUCAUCCGCCAAAUCCACACCAAGCGCUUCGCUUUCCUCAGAGCCCCCCGAAGACCUGGAAGACCCUCUACCCUCUCGACGUCGAACCCGCGCCCAGGAAGACGCCCGUGACAAGGCUCGCGUUGAUCCUUACGACAUGGCCACAGGAAGCGACGAUAUUCAGGAAGAUGACGAGUCUGUUCGCUGCGUCUGUGGCUUCGAUGAAUACCCUGGGCCUCCGCCCUUUGAGGAGGACCCCAAACAUGGAAAACAGAAUCCAGAAGCAGACUUCUUCGCCAGCAUUGAACUGUCAGAAGAGGUCUCCGGAUUGUUUGUCCAGUGCGAUGUGUGCAAAGUCUGGCAGCACGGCGCCUGCGUCGGCAUUUUCACCGAGGAGAGUUCUCCCGAUGAGUACUUCUGUGAAAAGUGUCGCAAGGACCUCCACAAGAUACAUACUGCAACUAAUGGACUUUCAUGCAGACAACGGUAUUCGAACUAUCUACCAUUAAACCGCCCCUCGCGCGCAACAUCCCGGGCUGGUUCGUUGGUCAAGGACGGCACUCGGUCACCAAAGGAAACAAGUAAAAAUGGACGAGCCUCGUCAGCUACACAGUCUUCCAAGAGGAGGUCGACAAUGAAUAGUCGAGACGCUGCAUAUGACGAGGACGAGCAGUUACGGCGAGCCAUUGAGGCGAGCAAAGAAGAUCAAGCCCCGGAGCAAACAGAAAUCACAGCGCGACGAGGGAAACGAGGUCGCAGCGAUAGCGAGGAAAACUUGGCUAGUCUAAAGAGACAACGCACUAGUUCCCCGUCGAUGUCGCCGCCCCCCGAAAAAUCCCAGGCCGUCGAGGACGAAUCCGAAGAGGAAUCAAACACUCGCAAUGGCCAGUCUAAAAAGGUUCGCAGUGCCCGCAAUCAACGUGAGAAAUCGGAACGUGAAGAGCGUGAUCGCCAGCGUGCCGAGGCAGCCAACAGGCGCAAGGGUCGCGCAGAUCGCAGAAGGGCUGAGGGUACUACAACCACGAAUCUCGUUAAGGAGUCUGAAGCUCACGUGGGCACGGAUUCAGAUCCGUCGGAAGAGGUUCCUGUUGUAUCCGCUCGACCUGCGGUCAAGCCUAGCACCGAGGUCGCCGUGCCGCUCGAGGCACCCCCAUCCUCUGCGCCGACUCCCGAUACUCCACCUGCGAACCCAGUACUUACGGGCAGCACACACAAGAAGUCAAGUCGUAACCAUCAAAAGAGGGGAAAGGGUCGAAAUCAGUAUACUAAAGAUCGAGACGAGCACGAAGAUACACCGGCCCGUUCGAUGUCAAGAGACAUUGUGCGGAACCACGACGACCAUAUUGGCGCUGGAGUUAGCAAGCACUCAGCCGCCGAUCAUUCCAAGCAUGGAGCAAGGAACAGAGCGAACAACGCGCAUAGCAAAGUAUCUAUGAACGAUAUGAAACGACGAGUGACAGCAUUCCUUGACUUCAUUUCCAAAACACAAGUGGAGUUGGCGGGAGAGGCCCUGCCAGGGUCACGGAGCAGCCAGAAUAGCUCUCAGCAACAAAGCCCUCGCGCGACCAUUGCGCCAGAUGCUCCAAAAAUCAGCGUUGACGGCGCCCCAGACAUGGAAGCAAAAGAAUCAUCAGUCGGAAACGGUGCAUUGAACGAAAAUGUAUCCGAAUCGAAGGAGUUCAAAGCUCUAAAUUGCGUGGAAAUGAUGGACGUUUUGACUCGAGACUUGCUGCGGUGGCAGAACCAGUAUGCUUCUUAA
Molecule: messenger RNA, 1866 nt
Organism: Colletotrichum truncatum
Lineage: Eukaryota; Fungi; Ascomycota; Sordariomycetes; Glomerellales; Glomerellaceae
Product: histone deacetylase complex subunit cti6
Biological process (GO): negative regulation of silent mating-type cassette heterochromatin formation; negative regulation of rDNA heterochromatin formation
Cellular component (GO): Rpd3L-Expanded complex; Rpd3L complex
Source: RefSeq, a predicted model, not a curated record